GGCGAGAGCAAAAUGCACACAGUGGAGAGGAGACGCGGCACUCUUCAGCUUCCUGAACAAUCUUCAGUUGUAGCCGGAGGGGUGGCAUAGCUGGCUGUAGCAUGUGAUGUAAGCAUGUCGUCAAGCUCAGCGAGGGAUGGCGCGGGCGGGAGCUCGCGGAACACCCGCAGCGGCUUCGCCAGGAACCUCGCGAGGCUCCCGUCCAGCAUCAUGGAAGGGCUGGCAAGGUCGAUAGCCCGUCGGGCUCCCAGGAGCAGCCGCCCGCGGAGCGUCCAGGUGCACCAGCAGCAUCAGCCGCCACCCCCGGGGCCUCCUCCUCCGCCGUUCGUGCCGGAGGAGCUGUUCUUCUUCAGCGCGUUCGAGCAGCAGUACGGCGACCGCCACCCGUUCUUCUACGGGUGCCGGCUCAGCGAGGUCCUGGCGAUCGCCCGGCGGGAGGGCAAGCACGUCUUCUUGUACCUCCACGAGCCGGGCCAUCCGUACACUGAUCCCUUCUGCCGGGGCACGCUCUGCUCGGACGUGGUGGUGGAGUUCCUCGACGCCAACUUCGUGUCCUGGGGCGCCGUCACCGGCAGAGGGGAAGGGUCCGGCAUGGCCGCCUCACUGCAGCCCGGAAGCUUCCCCUUCUGCGCCGUCGUCGCCCCGGUGUCCGGCGAAAGCAUCACAGUCCUCCAACGGGUAGAAGGACCGGUCACGCCGUCGGAGCUCGUGGAGAUGUUGCAGAGGACCAUCGAUGAGCAACGCGCGGCUUUUCGAGCCUCAGUGGACGACGAUCAACCCGCGGCAUUCAGAGCCUCUAGGGCUGAGGAGGAAGAGAGGAGGAGAUCGGCACUACGGCUGCGACAAGAGCAGGACGCAGCUUACCUCGAGUCGCUUCGGAAGGACCAGGAAAAAGAAAGGCACACGAGAAGUCCUCAGGAGGGAACCCCAAAGCCGAAGCCAAGCCCAAAAAUUCGUGGCCAAGCAGGUAGAGAAACUACCAGGACAGCCCAGAACAGAGCACCUGCGCAUAAGCAAACUGCGCCUUCACCGAGAACGGAAGCAAACACCAAGAUAAUGAUAAGAUUUCCCAACGGCGAGAGAAGGCAGCAGAGCUUCCGUCACACGGACACGAUAAGGGAGAUCUACAAGUAUGUUCAUUCCUUGGGCAUACCUGGCUUAGGAAAGUAUCAACUUGUAAGGAGCUACCCAAGGAAAACCUACGGGCAUCAGCAGCUGGAGAUGACUCUUGGAGACACAGGUUUCCAUCCGAGUGUGACACUGUACAUUGAACAACUUCAGUAAAACAUGACGUAACUACGAGACUGAAUGUAAAUUUGAUGCAAAUCAUGUAAUAGAAACAUGCCCAUGCCGGCAUGCCAAGACAUGAACGCAUGCAGCUAGUAGGGUCACAACCAUGGAAACAAAUUUCAGUUGGCAAAAAAUUUCAGCCGGUGCCGAA
Messenger RNA from Hordeum vulgare subsp. vulgare (domesticated barley), 1441 nucleotides. RefSeq names its product plant UBX domain-containing protein 10-like. NCBI's taxonomy places the organism in Eukaryota, Viridiplantae, Streptophyta, Magnoliopsida, Poales, Poaceae. Gene Ontology annotation, molecular function: ubiquitin binding. The transcript has 4 exons. Gene Ontology annotation, cellular component: endoplasmic reticulum. Bases 115 to 1284 code for a protein of 389 amino acids. The record is from RefSeq and is a predicted model, not a curated record.